This is a messenger RNA of Lampris incognitus (smalleye Pacific opah), 2385 nucleotides long. Its product is annotated as flavin-containing monooxygenase 5-like. Gene Ontology annotation, molecular function: NADP binding; flavin adenine dinucleotide binding; N,N-dimethylaniline monooxygenase activity. The coding region runs from base 385 to 2034 and encodes 549 amino acids. The transcript is spliced from 10 exons. The record is from RefSeq and is a predicted model, not a curated record. NCBI's taxonomy places the organism in Eukaryota, Metazoa, Chordata, Actinopteri, Lampriformes, Lampridae.
UGGCUACCUAGCCGGCAUGUGACUGACCUGUGGUUGAAAUAAUGUGUUGUUGUUUCAACGUUGAAAAAACAUUAUAAACAAAGUUAUAAAGUGAUUUUAGAAACAACGUCGCAACAGCAACGUUGAUUCGCUUUACAAAAUGGAGACAAAAUUCAAAAGUGAUUCACCCGUAAAUAAACGUUGAAAUGCCGGCUGGGUGGGUAUUAGCACUGGUUGGACUUUUACAUUGAGGCCCAUUUGCACACAAAGGGGCCAAUUUUUCGGCAAAUGUGUGCAUAUUACCCAAGUUAAGUACGUGCAAAUGGCACCGGGGCACAGAGACACUAUUUGCUUGGCAGCGCGAGGACUUUCAAACUAACUGACCGUCCUGCGCAGAGCUUGAGUAUGGCCCGUCGUGUGGCUGUGGUCGGAGCUGGCAGCUCAGGCUUGGUCUGUAUUAAGAUCUGCUUGGAUGAAGGGCUAGAGCCAGUAUGCUUCGAAAGCAGCGAUGACAUUGGCGGCCUGUGGAGGUUCAGGGAGAACCCAGAGCCAGAUCGGGCCAGUAUCUACCACUCUGUCAUCAUCAACACCUCCAAAGAGAUGAUGUGCUUCAGUGACUUCCCCAUCCCUGCAAACUUCCCCAACUAUAUGCACAACUCCCUCAUCAUGGAUUACUUUCGGAUGUAUGCUGAUCACUUCCAGCUCACCAAGCACAUAUGUUUCAAUACCAAAGUCUUGCGGAUGAAGCAGAGACCUGAUUUUGACCAUUCAGGCCAGUGGGAUGUUGAGACAGAGAGCAGAGAUGGAAAGAAAGAGAGGCACAUUUUUGACGCUGUGAUGAUCUGCAUUGGACACCACUGUGACCCCAACAUGCCUCUCCAUGACUUCCCUGGCUUUGACACGUUCAAGGGAAAGUACCUCCACAGUAGGGACUACAAGACUCCCGAGGAGUGGCGGAAUAAGAAGGUUGUAGUGAUUGGAAUAGGAAACUCUGGUGGAGACAUAGCUGUGGAACUGAGCAGAGUCACCAAGCAGCUUUACCUGAGCACUCGGAGAGGAGCCUGGAUUAUCAAUCGAGUUGGAGACAAUGGGUUGCCCUUGGAUUUGGGGUUCAACAGGGUGUUUAAUUCUCUGAAGAGUAUCCUUCCUUUUUGGCUUCUUUGCCGCCUGGGAGAGAACAGACUCAACCAAAGAUUCAACCACAGUCUCUACAAUCUGAAGCCAAAACACAGGUUGUUCAGCCAACAUCCCACAGUGAAUGAUGAACUGCCCAACCGCAUCCUGUCAGGAACAGUUCAGGUAAAAUCCAACAUCCAGAGAUUUCAGGGAUCCAGUGUGGAGUUUGACGAUGGGAGCGUAGUGGAAGACAUUGACCUGGUGGUAUUUGCCACUGGUUACAGCUUUUCCUUUCCAUUCCUUGCCUCUCACGUGCUCUCAGUGACUGGGAACAAGACAUCCCUGUACAAGAAUGUAUUCCCACCUAACUUGGACCACCCCACACUGGCUAUUAUUGGGUUAGUGCAGCCUCUCGGAGCCAUUAUGCCCAUCUCUGAGAUGCAAGCCAGAUGGGUCACAUGUGUCUUUAAAGGUUAUAAGAAGCUUCCUUCAGUGCCUGCCAUGCUGAAGGAUAUUCAGUACAAGAAGGAUGCCAUGGCUAAAAGGUAUGUUACCAGCCAGCGGCACACCAUACAAGUUGAUUAUAUCAGCUACAUGGAUGAGAUAGCAAGGCUGGUGGGUGUUCGACCCAAUAUCCUUGGGCUACUACUGACAGAUCCCAGGCUUGGACUGAGUGUACUGCUGGGUCCCUGCACCCCGUACCAGUACCGUCUGAGAGGGCCAGGAAAGUGGGUUGGGGCCCGUGAGGCUAUCCUCACUCAAUGGGGUCGGGUAGCUGAACCCAUGAAGACCAGACCAUCUGACCAAUCUGAGUCAAAGCAGUUCUUCACAUUGCGUCUCGUUCUGAUGGCUGCUGCCUUGGGGAUGGCCACCUAUUACUACAGGAACAACCUCUCAGCCUUCCUACAGGAGCCAACCGCAUUGCUGGACACAAUUUAAGUCAACCUGCCUAAACAGUUAACCCACAUCAGAUUGUAUAAUAAUGAUUGUAUAAUGCAUAGCUAGCAGGCAAUUGCUCUUGUAAUUAUUGGCAUAGUGAUCAUUACAUAUGCGGGUGUUUUAGUUCACUAUGAACCCAUCAUCUCAGAUGGCCUGUUAGCCAAGAUACAUUAGUAAGUGUUCCCACCUAGUGGCGGCCCUAGAGUACAGCUAAGGUGACGCUUGGAAACACUGACUAUCGUGUGUGGUCUUGUCUCUCACCAGCACAUGAAUCAUGAGAUUAUCACAAUUUCACUCAAUAAGUAUGAGCUCUCUCUUUUUUCAAAAUUCAAUAAACAGAGAUACCAUCAA